This is a messenger RNA of Amblyraja radiata (thorny skate), 1276 nucleotides long. RefSeq names its product histone H1-like. The transcript has a single exon. The record is from RefSeq and is a predicted model, not a curated record. Gene Ontology annotation, molecular function: structural constituent of chromatin; DNA binding. Gene Ontology annotation, cellular component: nucleosome. Gene Ontology annotation, biological process: nucleosome assembly. Lineage: Eukaryota; Metazoa; Chordata; Chondrichthyes; Rajiformes; Rajidae. The coding region runs from base 41 to 709 and encodes 222 amino acids.
AGUCCUGACUGUGAGAGAUCACUUGUGCAGAGUUGCUGAUAUGAGCGAGACCGCAGCCGCCGAAGCGGCUCCUCCGCCCGCCCAAACCAAGGCUCCCAAGAAGAAGGCGGCGGCCGCCCGGAAAAAGACCGCCGGUCCCAAGCUGGGGGAACGGAUCGACAAGAUUGUUGCGGAUUGCCAGGAACGGCGAGGAAUGUCCCUGGUGGCGGUAUCGAAGGGACUGGUCGCCUGCGGUAUCGAUGUUGAAAAGUACCACAAGCUCAUCAAGGUGACCAUCAAGAGGAAAUUGGAAACCGGCUCCCUGGUUCAGACCAAGGGCAAGGGCGCCUCGGGCUCCUUCAAGGCCGCUGCGAAAGAAGGCGCCGUGAAAAUGGCAAAGAAACCAGCGUCCAAGGUUUCGAAGACCAAAAAUCCGACCGUCAAAAAAACCCCGUCCAAGAAACCACCGGCAAAGAAAAUAUCCAAGAAAACUGUAAACAAAAAAUCUCCCGCCAAGAGAGUUGGGGUAAAGAAAUCUCCCGCCAAGAAAGUUGGGGUCAAGAAACCAACACCUAAGAGACCGGUGGCUAAGAAAUCAGCUGCCAAGAAGGCGGCGCCCAAGAGCCCCAGGAAGGCCCCAGUAACAAAGGUGAAAGUGGUCAAGACGUCGAGAAAAGCGUCGAAGCCGAAACCAGCGGCGAAAGUCCUGAAGAAAACGACAAGAAAAUGAAUUGAAACGAUCAACUUGUAAAUACAUAAACCCAACGGCUCUUCUCAGAGCCACUCACAUCUCCCCAGAAAGAGCUGAUCCUGAAUAAAGGGUUACAGUCCCAGGACGAGGCUCUGCCAACGGGAAAUAAUUCCCAUUAAACCUGGGAUCCCCGGUAAUUCACUGCCCCCUCCCUGGUGUCUGAAAUAAACACCGUGAUUGGGCGCAGUUUACGGCUUCUCUGAAACUGCAACAUUGAUGGUGAAUUCCCGCUCACAGCCCAAAGUCCAACUCGGGAGGAUCCUCAGAUCAGUGGGUUAAUGUGUUUGUAAACUGCUGAAUUGUGUUGGAGGGAUGAUAUGGGGAGAGGGAACGGGCUCUGAAGAUGAAUGGGAAGGAGACUCAUUAAUUGUCAAUGCAUUUAGACAGAAAUAUUACUGAUUGCUCUUUAAUGUGGAAUCCGUGCCUGUGAAAGUUUGUGGGGCGCUGAGUCUUGGGUGUAUUGUCAGCAAACCGUUGGGAAUUGGCGGCUGCAGAAAACCGGGGGAGGCCGCUCUCUGCUCUGUCUGUCACUCUGACUCUGUCUCC